Molecule: messenger RNA, 2252 nt
Organism: Cyprinodon tularosa
Lineage: Eukaryota; Metazoa; Chordata; Actinopteri; Cyprinodontiformes; Cyprinodontidae
Gene: lrrc6
Product: leucine rich repeat containing 6
Exons: 12
Coding region: 109-1476 (455 amino acids)
Biological process (GO): outer dynein arm assembly
Cellular component (GO): cytoplasm
Molecular function (GO): protein binding
Source: RefSeq, a predicted model, not a curated record
CUAAAGGAAAAACCCAUUUAACUUCUGAAACUGUAAAAUUUCCUACUGGUCUUAAACAUAGCAAAGAGUCCGUUUCCACGGCAACGUGCUACAACGACAGAGACGGAGAUGGUUUACAUCACAGAGGAUCUGAUCCGUCGGCGGGCCGAGCACAACGACUGUGAGAUCCUAACCCUGGAGGAAGUUUCUCUGCACCAGCAGGAAAUUGAGAAGAUCGAACACAUUGACAGGUGGUGCAGGGAGCUGAGGAUCCUCUAUCUGCAGAACAACCUCAUCCCAAAAAUCGAGAAUCUGGGCCGCCUGAAGAAGCUGGAGUAUUUGAAUCUGGCCUUAAACAACAUCGAAGUGGUUGAAAACCUUGAAGGCUGCGAGAGUCUCCAGAAGCUGGAUCUGACAGUGAACUUUGUGGGGCUCCUGAGCAGUGUUGACUCCCUGAAAAACAACAUCCACCUGAGAGAACUCUUCCUGGUGGGGAAUCCCUGCACAGAGUUCCAGGGCUACAGGCAGUAUGUGGUGGCUGCGCUGCCUCAGUUAAAGUGGCUGGACGGGAUGGAGAUCAGCCGAUCAGAGCGGAUCAGAGCCUCACAGGGCCUGGAGCAGGUGAGGAGACGAAUCAGAGAGCAGGAAACCGAGUACCUGAGGAGAAAAGAGGAGCAGAGAGAGCAGGAGGAACAAAGGAAGAAAGAGAAGAAACCUGGCUACGAUGGGCGCUGGUACACAGAUAUCAACAACCCAGGCUCACAGGAUAACAAGGAGAACCAGGAACUGAAGGAGAACCCGAGGAGCCCAGAGGAGGAGGAAGAAGAGCAGGAGCGAGAGUUCUGGCACACACCCUGUGCUUUCACCCCCGAGUCUCGUCUGGAGGCUCAUCGGCACCUGGAGGAGAAGAGAAAUACAAACAGGAACAGGGAGACGGAGAAGAAGACCAAGGCCCCGAGGACUCUGAUCACAGCUGAUGGACGAGUGAUGAAUGUCAACGAGCCCAGGCUCGCCUUUUCCCUCACCGAGGACGAGGACGCCAACACCGUGGUUUUGGACCUGGCUGUCUACAGACACAUGGACACCUCCCUGCUGGAUGUGGACGUUCAGCCGACGUACGCCAGAGUUUGCGUCAAAGGAAAGAUAUUUCAGGUGGUUCUUCCAGCUGAGGUGAAGCCCGACAGCUCGACGGCUCAGAGGUCCCAAACCACCGGACACCUGGUGCUGAGGAUGCCCCGGGCUGAAGGUGAACUCAAAGUGAAGAAGAACGUCCCACGUCCGCGCAGAGAGACUCAGAGUUGCAGCAGCUCAACAGAGGACAGAAAAAAUAAAAUCCCUGAGAGGUUGGAAGUUGAUUCCAGUAGGCGUACAUCCGUUGAUAUCGCCAACAUUGUGCAGAACACCAGAGGAGCUCCAGUGGAAGGAUCCAAGACCAGCCACCCUGAAGACUUCUCAGAGGGGUUUUUGGAUGACCCCGAGGUUCCACCUCUCAUAUGAGAGGUUUUAAAUAAGGAGAUUACACAACUCCUAUACAGAGCUAGUGAAAACAUGCAAAGGCUCAUCCUCACUGGAUGUUUAAGCUCUGCUUAAAAGCUUUUAAACUCAACAUUGACCUACAGUAUAGCAAGUACACAUCUGUAAACUAACACGAACCUAAAAGGGUCCUGACAGCAAGGUCUGAUCUUUCAUAUAGUUUUUGAAAUUUUACAUAUUUUUUCUAAAAAAAGAAAAGUAAAGAUAUGAAGUCAAAACAUGGUUUUAAAAACUCAUCAACAGUCUUGCUUAAUGUUAACAGCUAAAUGUAAUUCUAUAUUUUCCUGAAUGUUAAUCCAAUGUUUUACAUGAAUGUAAGCUCAAGUACUGCUUUGUUUGAUUUACUGUGAAUAAAUCUGUUAUAAUCCUGACGUGUAGAUCAGUGCAAGCUCACCCCUGAUUUUUUAACCAAUACCUUGAGCCCAAAUUAAGUGGUGGGCUUUAAGUAGAAUAGCUGUUAGAUUAAUUAUUAGCCUAGCUCAUAGAUUAAUUAUUAAUCAGACUUAGUUUAGCUGACUGAUGAUUGCGCUCAGCAGUUAUUUUAACUUUGCGAAGAGAAAGUCUCUCUCACUCGAAGACUGAUGAAAAAGAAUAAACCUUAAGUUUAAUUCUGCUGCUGAUCGACCAAAGUUAGAUUUUGUAAAGGAAUAUGUUUCUCUGAUCAUAGGUUGAUUAAGAACUGUAAAUCCUGAUGUCAUUCUCUUCCCUAAUGUUAGUUUCUUUUACUAGUAAACUCAAUG